Asterias rubens (European starfish) is the source of this 4984-nucleotide messenger RNA. Its product is annotated as far upstream element-binding protein 1-like. The transcript has 20 exons. Gene Ontology annotation, biological process: regulation of DNA-templated transcription. Gene Ontology annotation, molecular function: mRNA binding. Lineage: Eukaryota; Metazoa; Echinodermata; Asteroidea; Forcipulatida; Asteriidae. Bases 66 to 2048 code for a protein of 660 amino acids. The record is from RefSeq and is a predicted model, not a curated record. Gene Ontology annotation, cellular component: nucleus; cytoplasm.
UUCAUUACGUUCGAUAAGUUGAGUGCCGAAACGAGGCCAUCUUACAACCUGAUCUGAGGAGAAAAAUGACCGAUUUUCAGGCCGUAGCCCCGCCAGUUUCUAUCUCCACCGACGGAAAAGCGGCCUUUGCUGACGCAGUACAAAGAGCCAAGCAGAUUGCAGCGAAGAUCGGAGGAGCAUCCGUACCUGCGGGCCAAGCAGGAGAUCCACUCGGCGGUGGACUGAAGAGACCUCUUGAGGACUUCAGCGGAGAGGAACCAGAUAGAAAAAAGAACAUGGCCUUCCAAAGCAUGAACGAUCCCUUAAACAGCAUGUUUUCUAUGAAACCAGUCAUGCCAGGUGUUGGUGGAAACAUAACCGAAGACUACAAGGUUCCAAGCAGUCUUGUUGGUUUAAUCAUCGGUAGAGGUGGUGAAACGAUAACAAAAAUUCAGAGUGAAUCCGGUUGUAAAGUUCAAGUAGCUGCUCAAAACGAUGUGGAUAACCCAGAAGUAAGAACAUGUACAUUAACGGGUUCGACAGACGCAUUACAGAGAGCCAAAGCGGAACUUAACAGCAUCGUGUACAACUCAAAGGAGGCCGUUACAGAACAGCUUUUGAUCAAAGCUAACAAAGUGGGUCUCAUCAUUGGCAAGAAGGGCGAGACGAUCAGAAAAAUGAUGGAAGAGUCUGGUGCAAAGAUGAUGAUGAUCCAAGACAGCACGAUAAACACAGGUCUGGAAAAACCACUGAAAAUCACUGGCGAUCAGAACCAGGUCGAUAAAGCCAAGGAGAUGAUUCAGGAGUUACUGGAUAAACAACAAGAAUACGAUAAUAACUCCGGAGGAAUGCAGAGACCCCAACCGAAUUAUGGGGCUGGUGGAAGUGAGAGCAGAGAGUUCACCGUACCAAGGCUCACAGUAGGCAUCAUCAUCGGUAAGAAGGGUGACAUGAUUCGUAGCAUCCAGGAGGACACCGGUGCCAGGGUACAGUUCAAUGACGAUGACGGCAGUGACGUCAGGGUCUGCAUUGUUACGGGUUCCCUUCCUGCUGUAGAGCGUGCGCGGACCAUCAUCGACAGCAUCGUUAUGGAAGCCGAGCAACGCGAUAUGGAGAGGGGGAUGGGCGGCAUGAGAGGUCGGGGCCGCGGAAGGGGUGGCGGCCCCAAUAACUUCGGAAACCGUGGCGGCGGCUUCAUGGGUGGCAUGAUGAGGGACAACCACUUCCAGGGCGGCCGAGGCGGUGGUGAGAUGAGAGAGAUGCCAGUCGCAUUCAACAAAUGUGGGUUGAUCAUCGGCAGAGGUGGAGCCAAUAUCCAGGCUAUUAAGGGCAAGUCUGGUGCUCGUAUUGAGAUGACACAACGGCUGAACCAGGAGGGCGACAAAAUCUUCACCAUCCAGGGUACACCUGAACAGAUUGAAUCGGCCGAACAGCUUAUCAGGGAAAAGCUCAGCGAGCCAAGCAUGGGCAGAGGUGGUCCUGGCGGCGGUGGCCGAGGAGGGUACAACCAAAAUGGCGGCCAAGGAGGCAACCAAGGUUUCAACGGUGGAGGUGGAUGGGGUAACAACAGCUAUGGGGGUGGCGGCGGUGGUGGUGGUGGUGAUGGCGGUAGUGGUUGGGGACAACAACAGCCACAGCAGCAACAGCCGCAGCAAGGCCAGGACCAGAGCAAGUCUCACGAGGCAGCAUGGCAGGCCUUCUACCAGCAACAGCAGCAGUACUACCCUCAGCCAGGGCAGGGCAUCCAGCCCCAGGCCGCUGUGGCUAGCCAGCCGCAACCGUCUGCUGCCGGCACACAACAGACACCAACACAAUCACAAGCAGGCCAAUCCUCGACGACGGCGGCCGGCCAGCAAGACUUUUCCAGCCAAUGGGCGGAUUACUACAAGCAACAAGCUGCUGUUGGACAAGCCCAGACCGGUCAGGCCCAGCCGGACUACAGCGCAGCCUGGGCAGAGUACUUCAGACAACAACAGAUGAUGUACGCCAAUCAGAACCCGGCCGCAGCUGGCCAAGCCGCUGGCCAGCCAGGACAGCAGCCCAAUCAGUCUGCCGGUUACCCACAGUAGCUUGAUUCCCGGUACCAGCUUCUUUAAGUCUUGAGUAUCAGACUCCGCCAACUGUAUAAAUCUCCCAUCCAAGUGUAUUAUCACAAAAUUUGUCGCCAAUAUUUUGUCAUCUCCAACACCGAUUUGAGCUUUGAUGUCGUUUACAUUGAAAUUACAGACAGUUGUACAAAGACAAGGAAUAUAAACAAACCGCUGAUUUUUUUUGUUCGUAGAGUUCAGUCCAGAUACCAAUAUUAAUCAUGACAAGUUGUGAGGAUGAAGAGUUGUCCGAAGAAAAAAAAUGAGAUUUUCAAUGGAUAUUGAGUUAGGAACAGGACCAUGGGACACUGCGUUUUUGUCUUUUGGGUAGUACUGGAAACGUGCAAAGACUUUAGGGUCGGCUGUGAAAUAAGCACAUGAAAGAAGGUCCUUUUCCAACCAUUCAAUUGUCUGACAAAAUUCAACGUUGGAUAUUUCCUGUUAUAAAACAACAGUCAAUUUUCACCAAUAGUGUAUAAUAUUCCAUUUAUUCUGAAGCUUACAAAUAAAUGAUUAAGCCAAGAUUUGUACAUUUUUUCCUGCCAUCGGUGUCUGGACAAAAGUUAUCACGUUCCAUUUUCUAGAAACAUCUGUUGAAUUUUUUAGUUGGUACAGUUUUUUUUAUAUCCCUUCGGAAAAGAAACAAUUGAAAAUGAAUCUUUUUGUGGUGAAUUUUAUUGUGUUUUUUAAUGUCUAUCAAGAGAGCAAAAGGUCGCAUAGAAUUUAUUCUCUAUAGGGCAGGAGUUAUGUUUAUUAUACAACAGAGAGAACUUUGAUUGGCUUUUGGUCCGACACAUCUUCACCGAUGGCCUACAAGCGAGACUCUGCCCUUUUCUCCGAUGUGUGGAGAUUUUGUAAGUGGUUUUCUUAAGACCAUCUGAGAGAAACGACAACACUGUCUCACGAGUAAUUUUGGUUUAUUCGUUUAGUUACACUUCUGUUUUCCUUUAGCAUUAGGUUUACCCAUGUGGUUUUUUUUUGUAUCUUCAAAAAUAAGAGCAACUUCUGAAGUUGCCUUGAUUUUUUUUUUUUUUUUGUGCUACGGCUGGGGAUUACGAAAACCAGAUUUUGAUAGUUUUAUUGUGUAUAGCAUGUUAAAAUUGUUACAAUAAAAUGCAGCACUCUGUAGAUAUGUUCAGCUUUUAAACUAUCUGGAUUAGUGUUUAUUCGUAUUAAAGAACUUUGUGUCUGAAACAGGAGAGUUCGGAAACUGGGCGAGCAGCAAGAAGAAACGGUAGGACUUGCAAACGAGAAAAUUUUGAUAAAUAUUUCAAUUCAGAACCUUAGAAAUGUACAUGUAUACUAAUUCUUUGUGCUUAUCAAAGAUAAUGUAAGACUAUAUUGCAUCACAUUGGCUUUGUUUAUUCCAUGUUAACUUGAAAUGUCAUGAACAGGUUGCAUUUGUUUAGCUUUCACAGAUUUCUUGUAAUGUUUUUUUUUUUUUUUUUUUUUUUAAUGACUUACUAAAACUUCAGAACUCGUCAAAAUUUUCAUGUGGAAUUCUCAUGGAUGACUUUGAUUCUCUAUUUUGAUAUGUCUUUGUUUAUUAUGAGCAUUGCUUUUUUUUGCGCAUAUGUUCUUCCAGUUAUGAACAUUCAAGGUGGGAUGGCUUUAAUAUUCAAAAUGGCGGCUCUUCUGUCGGCAAACCGUAAGUAAACGACUGCCACUUCAAUCACUAAUUUGCAUAUUACUUGUGAUGCGUAUUACCAUGUGACGAUCAUUGCUUUCAAUUUUUUUGAUAUUUUAUUGACCAUAUGUGAUGCUUUAUAUGUUGUAAAUGGACAAAUUAAAUAUAAAUAUGACCAAUGUAAAAUAGUUGUUUUUAGGAAGACUGGGUUAAGCUUUUCUGGCUAUAAACGUGUACCUUUUAAAGUGAUCUGAUUUUUCUGUCGAACGCUUACUGAAGAUGUGAAUUUCACACUGUUUUUAUGUAUUAAGGGACUCGGGUAGGAUAAGUUGUUUUCUGACAGGUCAACUUAGGUCAUGCAAGGUCAUAACGAGGUCAAAGGUGAUCUGCCAGAAGCAUUUGGGGUCGCACUGGUUCUACCACCCGAGAACAACUGACUGGCCACGCGUAAAAGGGUAAGCUGUGUCACAUAAAAGCUAGUAGAAAAUUUGCUACGUUGAAGAAUUUAUUGCGGUGUUUAUUAUUUCACUUAUUGAUCAAUUCUAGCGAUUUGAUAACAUUUUCCGUAAGGGGUAAUAAAUAUUGAUUACAUUAUUCUUUCUGUACAUUUAAAUCUGUAUUAUGAAGUGUAUUGUAAACCAACUGCAUUGUCUUAUUAUAGGGGUUUUGUUUACUGAAACAAUUGUAUUUUACUUUUCAUUGCUUGGAUUAUUAAAUGUAAUUUUAACCAUUGUUUUGUGCUGAAUUUGUUGGCUCUGGUUUUGAAUUUGUUUUUGCCUUUAAAAUAUUUUCUUCCAUUGAAAUUAAAAUUAAAAGGCCGCAUUUAGACAAUAGUUCGGUAAGUAUUCUCUAAAUAAUAAAGUUGUGUGAAUUUUAGUGAUCAUUUGUCAAUCUAAACAAUAUUUUGAAUUGUUGAAAGGAACUUUAAAUUUCAUUGCAAUUUCUAGCUCUUUCAUAUUUGUUUUUCUUUUUUGCAUUUUGAAACAACAAUUUGUUGACCUCUAGCAAAGUGUUUGAGAAGAAUUCGAGUUCCAUUUUUAAAUCUCCAUGUUCUUUCUCCAAACUAUGUUGUUUCUUGCAAUUGAUUGGCAACAAAAUUAACUAAUGUCGGAUGUAAUACCAUAGCUGUAAACUUACAUUUUGCCCUAUGUAGUGUUUAGUUAUUUUUAUUGUGAGAUCCGAAAUUAUCUUCCAACAAAUGAUCAUGUACAGCAUUGCCCCUUAUACUGUUUGGUUAAGUCCAAUAUUUCUUGAAAAGGAUUCCCAUUAAAACAAAUGACAAGGAUCAGAA